AUGGCUCCCUGGGACGCUGCCGAAGACCGCGCUCUUCUCCUUUCUGUCAUCGCCGUUGCUCAGGUCCAGCCCAACUGGGAGGACGUCGCUACUCAGCUUGGCAAGACCAAGGAGGCUGUCCGCCAGCGCUUCGCCAAGCUCAAGAAGGAAGCCGCCGACCCAUCUGCCGCCACCACUAACACUGGCGAUGGUGCUGCUCCUGCCGCCGUUGCCACCCCUACCUCUCGCAAGCGUAAGACCAAGGCUAAGGCCAAGGCCAAGAAUGUCGCUUCGGACGAGGAAGAUGAGGACGAAGACACUCCCUUGACCAAGAAGUCCAAGAAGAUCUUCAAGAAUGAAGAUAAGGAAGAGGACACUCCUAUGACCAAGAAGUCUAAGAAGACCAUCAAGGAUGAAGACGAAGAUGAGGACGAGACUUGA
Messenger RNA from Aureobasidium namibiae CBS 147.97, 420 nucleotides. RefSeq lists its product as uncharacterized. The record is from RefSeq and is a predicted model, not a curated record. The transcript has 2 exons. The coding region runs from base 1 to 420 and encodes 139 amino acids. Lineage: Eukaryota; Fungi; Ascomycota; Dothideomycetes; Dothideales; Saccotheciaceae.